Messenger RNA from Limulus polyphemus (Atlantic horseshoe crab), 3453 nucleotides. RefSeq names its product RNA-binding protein MEX3B-like. The transcript has 2 exons. Lineage: Eukaryota; Metazoa; Arthropoda; Merostomata; Xiphosura; Limulidae. Gene Ontology annotation, molecular function: RNA binding. Bases 429 to 1859 code for a protein of 476 amino acids. The record is from RefSeq and is a predicted model, not a curated record.
GGUUUAACUUCACUGCUGUUAUCAUCUUAUUAUAGUUAGUUACGUCUCAAACUUGAGGAAUGAGGCUACACAUAGCCCUCCAGGUAUACGAUAUAGACCGUUCCAAUAGCUUCGUUCGUUGGAACGCUCACUUUUAGGCGGGAAAGAGACAGUUGGGAACGAAAUCCCGCCUAGUUAGCUCAAAUACGCCAAUCAGAUAUUAAAUCUCUCACCACUACUACGUUUUAGGCCUUCAGCACUUACCGCGAGAGCAACGUCAUGACGCCAGGAGGGGCAGCAACCGAGUGGAGAGAAAUUUGAGAGUAGAACAACAGUGAAUGCUGUGCUGAAAGCGGCACGGCUUCGUCGAGAAAGGAGCGAUUCUAAUUUUCAGAGACUUAUUUUUUAUAUUUCACCAUUGUGUAACACUCACAGUAUCAUCAUCUGUGAUGCCUGCUAGUCUAUUUCCUGAAAUGGAGCGCAAUGGUGGUGGUCUUGAAGAUCAAAGAGCACUGCAGUUAGCCUUAGAGUUGUCGAUGCUUGGAUUGAACAACGAAAAUAAUACGAUUCAUCCUAACGAUUCUGAUCAUACCAGAAGCAAAAAAAGUCAAAAUACUACAGAAUGUGUUCCUGUUCCUAGUUCAGAACACGUAGCAGAAAUUGUAGGUAGACAGGGAUGCAAGAUAAAGGCACUUCGGGCAAAGACUAAUACAUACAUCAAAACUCCUGUUCGUGGCGAAGAACCAGUUUUUGUAGUGACAGGGAGGAAGGAAGAUGUGUGUGCUGCAAAGAGAGAAAUACUAUCAGCAGCUGAGCAUUUUAGUCAGAUUCGAGCCCAACGAAAGAACAAUCAGAAUGGAGCAUUGGCUCCGGGGCCAAACUCCAACAUUCCGGGACAGACAACAAUACAAGUUAGAGUGCCCUACAGAGUCGUUGGGUUAGUAGUUGGUCCUAAGGGUGCUACCAUUAAACGCAUACAACAGCAGACCAAUACUUACAUUGUAACUCCCAGUCGUGACAAGGAGCCUGUUUUUGAGGUCACUGGAUUACCCGAAAAUGUAGAAAGUGCUCAAAAAGAAAUUGAAGCACACAUAGCUGUGCGUACUGGUGGUAUAUUGGACUCCAAUGAUGACAAUUACCUAGAAUAUAAUGGAGUAGACCAGUCUUAUACAGGUAACCUAACUAAUGGUUUUGUUACAUCUCUGUUUAAGUCAGAUCUCAAUGGGUUUGUUUCACAUUCACGGGAUGGCAAAACCUUGCUUUCACAGAAUUCUCAGGAGAGUAUUUUCUCCUUUUCUUCCAAUGGAUCAGCAAAGCUCACUGACUUUUGUCCUUUUACGGGCACUUUUCCCAAUGGUUUUGGUUUAUAUGAGGCAGAUGAGGGUAUAGGAGAUUCUCCAACAUUUGAUCCCAUGAUCAUUUCGUCACCACCAACUUGGCCAGAUUUAGGACUUUAUCCAAGUUCUAGCUUGCCUCGCCAAAACGGAAGUCUUGGCAGUGCAGGUGCAGCUCUGACACAAGCUAUUACAGACUCUCUCCUCAUGGAUCAUUCUCCAGCUCAGAGGAUUCAAAGUGACCCCCUCUCCUUGCCAUCAUUCUCAACACUGUCAAAUGUCACAACCACAGCAUCUAUCAAUGGACCAUUUAUCAACAGUAGUGGCAGUCUGGCAAGCAGCCCCACUGAUUCUAUAGGAUCUGUUGGAAAAAGCUGUAGGAGAGAAUGUAUUGUCUGCUUUGAAAGUGAUGUGGUGGCUGCUUUGGUUCCCUGUGGUCAUAACUUGUUUUGUUUGGAAUGUGCCAGUCGGAUAUGUGAGAAGACUGAGGCAGAGUGUCCAAUAUGUCACCAAAAAGUGUCUCAGGCAAUACGUAUUUACUCAUAAAGUUUGAGAUUUUUUCGUGUGAAUAUGGUCUUGAGUAAGCAAACUCCCUUGCUCAGGCCAAGUUUGUAAUAGGUAUCAUAAUUUCCUACAUUAAAACAUUUUGUAGUUUAAUAACUUGAAUUACCGCACAUAACUUUUCUCCAUUAACCCUUGAAAAUACUAAAGUAUAAUGUACUCUAGACAGCAGUGUGAGAGAAUCAUUGCAUGUUCUCAUAAUCUCAUGAAAGUAAAAGUAUUAAAUAUGUAACAAAGAUUUUAUUCUUGAUGUAAGAUUUUUAUUUAAGAGGCUAAAUACUUACUAGGUACUAAUGCUCUGAAAUAGUUAAGAAUGUGUAGGUUUUAAAUUGUAAAAAGUUUGGUUUUUCAAUUAAAUAUAUAUCUUAAAGAAAAAAAAGGUGAUUUAUUUUAUUCAAAAUUUUAUAAUAGUUUGUUUAAAUGUGUGAUGUACUCAAAAAACAUGUUACCGUCUGUGUGGUAGAUGUGCUUUAUAUGUAUUAGGCAAGACCGUUUAUCUUGCACAAGUUUAGGGUAAGUUUCCUAUUUUUUAAAUUUUAGUAUUUCUAUUUUAAUAUAUUUACUAAGUGACAGUUCUGUGUGCUAGCAGAGUAAGAUAUGAAAUUGUGAAAACGCAUAACUAAGCAAAUAUUUAACCCACAAACAUUCUGUUUUAUAUUAUUUAAUACUAAAAUAUGCCUUAUUUGUCUGAUAAAAAUGAAAAGUUGUGUUUUUAAUGUAGUCUUCCAUUUGUUUUUAUGUGGCAUCUAAAAGAGAACUAGGUAAACAUUUUUUCUAUCCUUUGUUAUAACAUUAUAAUUCAGUAUUUUGUUAAAAGUUUAUCACUUUAAUUUUUGUUUUCUGUAUUGUUGAGGCGCAAUAACUUUUGUAUAAGCCAAGAACUGGUCGGCAAGUUACUGGCUAUUUCAAUAUGCAACGUGUUCAGACUAUUUAUUUAAAAGCAUCUGGACAUGAUCGAGCAGCCAACAAGAGGGUAAUAUUUUGUAGAAAUGGUGGUAUUGUAUAAUAACAUUUGAACAUGUUGAAGUGUAAACUUCAUGUUUGUUUUCAAGAACUGUAAAUAAUGCUUGUAGUUAGAUUAGAAUUAAUUUUAAAAAAUCGGAUAAUACAGUUUUUGAAGCACAUAUGAUAUUGUUUAAUAUGAUGCUCACAGUAAAUAUAUAUAUAUAUAUAUAUAAGAAGAUUGUAUUUCUCCUGUGUUGGUACUGUACUGGAUGAGGUUAUUGUUGCCUGAUCAGGGAGCACUUGGUUACACACAUGUGUGUACUGGAUGAGAUUAGUGUUGCCUGAUCAGGGAGCACUUGGUUACACCCACAUGUGAUUAAUAUAUUAGUAAUAUUUUCCUCACCUUUGUAUCCAAGUUUUAAGCUUUUGGUAUUUUGGCUAAUUCAGAAAAAGGUAGAGUAACGCACCAGCUGUCCUUGUUUUGUGACGAAGGUUGUGUUUUGUGGUUGUUUCAGUGUCUCACAAUCGACUGCAAAGUUCCAUGCUAAGAUAAUUAUAUUUUAUUAUUAAAGUUUUGAAUGUACUGAAACAAAAAGUGUAUUUUGAAGUUCAAAUAAAUACCUCUUGGUGUGUA